UUUUCCCCAGUUUGCUUUGCUAGUAUGGCAGAGCAGGAGUUGGAGAGAGUGCUUCCUACUAUCGAAGCGUUUUGUAGCAUUCUUUCAGCAAGAGCCAGGUCAACACAGAUAUUACUGCUUUACUGUUACCCGCAUUCCAUCAGUUGAUAGGAUAGAUGUCUUGUGUGGAGUGUUUCGUUCUAUUGAUUUGAGCUGCCAGGAGAGUUGGGAGUUGUUGAUUUGGUGCAUUAUAAUUGAGGGGAAUGUCUGAGAAUAAGAUCAAAAGAGAUGAGAAUCUGCGCCAAAAAGAUUCCUUGAGCAGAGGUCUUCUUAUGGUCCCGACAAAUGUAAAAGGGUUAGGCAGCUUCCCUUUAAACCACAAAAGGACAGGUUCGACAGGAACCACUGGUGAUGAAUCUUAUACUACAGAUGAAGACGAAGGUGACAUUGAUGAGACUGAUUUCGAUCUUUGCAACCUCAAACAACCCAACUUCUUCAGCAAUGAUUUCGGCUCACUAUCCGGCAUUUCAACCAUUACCGAUGGCAUCAAUCACACGACCUUGAUGCAACGUAACAGCUCGGAUUUAUCAGUGUACAGUGGUGUAGAAAAAUGCGGUGAAGAAAGUGUGAAUUCUAAUGGAAGUGUCUUGUUAGGUGAAAUCGAAGGUGACUGUGAAUGUGAAUCGGUGGAUUGGGCUAAGACAUCUUCCGUUAUGAACAUGGAUAAUUUCACUUUCACAGAAUUGAAAGUUGUAUUGAAACAGGCGCAUAGGCAGCUCAAAGCAAGAAAGGAGGAAAUUCAUAAAUUGAAUAGGAUUAAACAAGACGUCGAAGAUGAAUUGGAAGAUCUGACCGCUAAUUUGUUCCAGGAAGCUCACAACAUGGUCAGAGAGGCAAACGAAAAACAGGCUGCAGCUGAGCGAGCAUUGCGAGAGAACGAGAUGAAAGUGGAAGUACUGAUGGCAGAAGUAGCUGCACUGAAAACACUGGUUAUCACAUCAACGCCAAGUAGACCAAACCCUCAUUUACAUCCACAAAUCGAUAAGAAUAAAGAUGAAGCAAACUUCAAUAGGAAACAUAAUCGUUCACCCUCGCAUUCCUAUAUUUCAUAUGGCAGAGCCGAAAUUCCGUCAUCACCAACUAGAACUACUGGAAGUCCUGGAAUAGAAAAUUACUCCCAUCAUGAGUUGGAGAUCGAUCCAACGUUUUAUGAUGAAUUUCUUUCUUGGAAGGAAAUGCCUGUAUUGGAUAAAACAACAGCUUUUAUUUCGAGAAUAUAUGAGGAGGAUAUCAAAUUAUGCUUGACAUUCACGAAUUCAGAUCUUUCUGCGAAAAUAAUGGAUGCAGUGGAAAGGGGAACACUUUUUAUAGAAGCUCUAGGAGAAAAGUCAAAGAACUUCCAAAGGGAUUGUGCCUUAAUGAAUGUGCCAAAAAUAUGUUCCUACCGAAUGAAUUUGGGGGAUGAAAAUGAUGACUGGUAUCACAUAUCACAAAUUUGUAGAAAUAGGAUAACUGCUGUCUGUGAUUUUUUAAAUUACCUCAAAUAUAUUGAAAGAGGAUUAGUUAAAAGCUCAGCUCAAGAUAUGUUUCACGAAGUGAUGCGAUUGAGGAGAAAUAUGGUCUUAGGAAGAAUGGGUUUUCCAACAAACUCUUGACUGAACCAGUUGCCUCAUAUACGAAUUCAUAAAUAAAAGUCAUUUUCGGCAUGAAAAAUCUUCCUCAAGAUGCUUACUGAUGUCGAAAAAUGAAUUUGAAAUUGUUAGAUGGACCUCUUUGUCUGUUCUUCGACUCAUCUUCCGGUAGGGAUGUGAAGUGAUGUGACACCAUAUCAUAUUAAUUAAGUUUUCAUUUUCUGUGUGAAUUGUUCCCGUAAAUACUGUUGAAUUUGUAAAAAUACCUCCGUUUCUUGGGUUCUUUCACUAAAAUGCACCCUUGAAUUUUACUGUGAUAUAAAUAAAAUUUACUCGAUUCGCCAGGAAUAAGAAUUCACGAAAAUAUACAUCAGUAAUUGCGUUGGGAAAUUUCGAAUGUGAGAUCUAAAAUCUUUGUCGCUAAGGAGAAUUCAAAUCUAUGGCACAUGUUUUGUUAUAUGUUGUAUAUACUGUAUACAUGGGACCACAUAUAAUAAAGUCUUUCAGUAUGCUCAUCUGGAAA
Coccinella septempunctata (seven-spotted ladybird) is the source of this 2133-nucleotide messenger RNA. RefSeq names its product guanine nucleotide exchange factor for Rab-3A-like. The record is from RefSeq and is a predicted model, not a curated record. The transcript is spliced from 8 exons. Gene Ontology annotation, biological process: exocytosis. The coding region runs from base 243 to 1634 and encodes 463 amino acids. Lineage: Eukaryota; Metazoa; Arthropoda; Insecta; Coleoptera; Coccinellidae. Gene Ontology annotation, cellular component: Golgi to plasma membrane transport vesicle. Gene Ontology annotation, molecular function: guanyl-nucleotide exchange factor activity.